This is a messenger RNA of Capsicum annuum, 495 nucleotides long. RefSeq names its product secreted RxLR effector protein 161-like. The record is from RefSeq and is a predicted model, not a curated record. Lineage: Eukaryota; Viridiplantae; Streptophyta; Magnoliopsida; Solanales; Solanaceae. The coding region runs from base 1 to 495 and encodes 164 amino acids. The transcript has a single exon.
AUGGAAGAAUGCAAGAGUGUGAGUACUCCGAUAAAUCAAAAAGAAAAGCUGAAAAAGGAUGAUGGAGCUGAGCUAGUUGAUGAAGGAGCAUAUCGAAGCUUAAUUGGAUGCUUGAUGUAUAUUACGUCAAUAAGGCCUGACAUUUUGUUUUCUGUGAGUGUUUUAUCCAGAUUUUUAAAUUGUGCAAGUGAGUUGCACAUGAUAGCUGCCAAAAGAGUGGUUAGGUAUCUUAAAGGAACUCUAGCCUAUGGUAUCAAAUUUGGCAAAAGUCAGCACUUUAAACUCUAUGGAUAUUAUGAUAGUGAUUGGGGUGGCUCAAUUUGUGAUAUGAAAAGUACUUCCGAUUAUUGCUUCACUUUUGGAUCAGGGUGUUUCUCAUGGUGCUCAAAGAAACAGGAAACAGUAGCACAGUCAACAGCUGAAGCAGAAUUCAUAGCAGCAGCAGCUACUGUUAAUCAAGCAAUAUGGCUCAGGAAAAUUUUGAUUGAUUUGUAG